GAGCCGGGAACCGAUUUAUUAUAGACACGUAAAAAACACCCCACCAUGUCGGUUGCCUUUGCUUCUGCUCGCCCGAGAGGCAAAGGGGAGGUCACCCAGCAAACUAUCCAGAAGAUGCUAGAUGAAAAUCACCACCUAAUACAAUGUAUUAUGGAUUACCAGAGCAAGGGGAAAACUGCAGAAUGUACUCAAUACCAACAAAUCUUGCACAGAAACCUGGUUUACUUGGCAACAAUAGCAGAUUCUAACCAGAAUAUGCAGUCCUUGCUUCCUGCUCCACCAACGCAAAACAUGAACUUGGGCCCGGGAGGAAUGACUCAGAGUGCAUCCAGCCAAUCUCUCCACUCCCAGAGCAAUCUCAGCGAUGCCAUUGGGACAGGCCUCCCUCCUUCCUCCCUCAUGCAGAGCCAGAUUAGCAAUGGUCCCAAUCAUGUGUCUAUGCAGCAGUCAGGCCAGAAUACGAUGCCCACGACCUCUCUGAGUAUGACUGUCAGCAGUCAUGGAACUGGGCCUGGUUACAGCCAUACAGUGCCUGCAUCCCAGAAUGUGCCAAUGCAAGGCCAGGGGUCAAUAGGCAAUUAUGUCUCUCGAACAAACAUCAACAUGCAGUCUAAUCCAGUCUCCAUGAUGCACCAGCAAGCGGCAACGUCGCAUUACAACUCGGCACAGGGCGGGAGCCAGCACUACCAGGGGCAGUCCUCCAUUGCCAUGAUGAGUCAGAGCAACCAAGGCAACAGCAUGAUGGGGCAGCGACCCAUGGGCCCUUACAGAGCUUCCCAGCAAGGUUCCUCGCAGCAGUACAUGGGUCAGGAGGAGUAUUACAGUGAACAGUACAGCCAUGGACAGGGCUCAUCAGAACCCAUGAAUCAGCAGUACUACCCAGAUGGACAUGGUGAUUAUGCCUAUCAGCAGUCAUCCUAUACUGAGCAGAGCUAUGACAGGUCCUUUGAUGACUCUACACAACACUAUUAUGAAGGAGGAAAUUCUCAGUACAGCCAGCAGCAAGCAGGAUACCAACAGGGAGCUGCUCAACAGCAAACGUAUUCCCAGCAGCAAUACCCAAACCAACAAAGCUACCCAGGACAACAGCAAGGAUACGGUCCUGCACAAGCCUCUUCACAGUAUUCCAGCUACCAACAGGGGCAGGGGCAGCAAUAUGGAAGUUACAGAGCUUCUCAGACAGGCCCAUCUGCUCAGCAACAGAGGCCUUACGGCUACGAGCAGGGACAAUAUGGAAAUUACCAGCAAUAA
Merops nubicus (carmine bee-eater) is the source of this 1251-nucleotide messenger RNA. RefSeq names its product synovial sarcoma translocation gene on chromosome 18-like 1 (gene SS18L1). The record is from RefSeq and is a predicted model, not a curated record. Gene Ontology annotation, cellular component: nucleus. Lineage: Eukaryota; Metazoa; Chordata; Aves; Coraciiformes; Meropidae. Gene Ontology annotation, biological process: positive regulation of dendrite morphogenesis; positive regulation of transcription by RNA polymerase II. Bases 46 to 1251 code for a protein of 401 amino acids. Gene Ontology annotation, molecular function: transcription coactivator activity. The transcript is spliced from 11 exons.